This is a messenger RNA of Helianthus annuus (common sunflower), 1932 nucleotides long. RefSeq lists its product as uncharacterized. The record is from RefSeq and is a predicted model, not a curated record. Bases 1 to 1932 code for a protein of 643 amino acids. Lineage: Eukaryota; Viridiplantae; Streptophyta; Magnoliopsida; Asterales; Asteraceae. The transcript is spliced from 7 exons.
AUGUUUGAUCCAACCUUCGAGGGCAAGGUUGAGUUACUUCCGUGCGGGGAACGUGAAGGCUUUAACCUAGAGAUAGUUGGCAACUCCCGCGUUCCUGAACGCGAGGCGUUAAAUGCGCCGCUGCCGCAAGGCAAAGGUGAUCUUGGGGCUUUGGGAAAGUUUGAAGUGAAAACUGUCUCUAAGAAACAUGCGCAGAAGAAGCAUGUGAAGAAACCCGCGCGGGGUCGCGGUAAGGAAAAACCUGAGGGUUCUGUUGCCCCUCCUUUGGUGUCGCAGGUGGCAGGUGGUGGUGCGGCUGCAGGUGGGGCCUCCGCGAGUUCCAAACCUGCUGGUGAGAAAAAGAGGAAACCAGACGAGAAGGCUUCUGCUUCUGGUGAGAAAAAACGUCAGAGGAUACAGACCAAAAGGUCCACUGAAACGCGAGGAGAAGAUUUCUCCUCUUUGUUUGAUGUGCCUUCUUCUCCCCCGCAUGACACAGAUGCGGAUGCGGGGGUUAAUAAAGAAUUUGCCGGUCCUUUUGUCAAAGUGGUAAGUGAGCCCUCUGUGCAGGUAGAGGGUACUGGGGAGAAGACUGGGACUCAGAUUUUUGACACUGUUGAUUCCUCUAAUAAUCUGAUCACCCCAAAUGAUACUGAUGAUCUGAAUUUGAGGUUUUCUGAUGCUGGAAAACAGAGGUCUGAUGCUAAAAAGCACAAGUCUCCUGUCGCCGAGAAGGUUUCUGGUUCCGCUUCUAGGGGUGCGGGUCAUGAAGGGCCUCCGAUUCAGCCUGGAGAGACUGAAUUGGAGCACUACUACCGCACCUACACGGAGGACCGGGCUGUGAACUAUCAUCGCCCCCCAUGGAGUGUUAUGCAGGGGGAUGAUAUUGCCAAUAAUCCUUCCUUCUGCAAGGAGAUUUUGGGUGGCAUGGGCACCCCGUUCGAAGUUAACCGAGCCCGCGCUUUGCCGCAUGAGAUCCGGGUCAACCAACUCUCUUCUAUGCUUGUGGGGAGUUCCAUAAUGGCGAAUGCCAUUAUGGAGGACUACCAGGCAUUGGGCCGCAGGGAGGAGGAAGUUGCGCGCUUGCAGGCCGAGGCGGAAAAGUUGGUGAAAGUUGCUCGCGAAGGUGUGGAGCAGCUUGAAAAGGCUAAGGCUGCCUUUGAGAAGCAUAAGCAGACCGAGGAGUGGGCUGCAACUGCUGAGCUUAAACAAGAGUUGGCCAAUGUCAAGGCAGCGAAUGCUGCUUUGGUUAAAGAGAAGGCCACGGCUGAGGCGGCCGUUGGAAAGGCCAGGGAGGCGGAGGCCCGGGUUGCGAAGGCUCUUGAAGAGGAUAAGGAUGUGGGGGGCCGUGCUGCCAAGGCCCUUGAAGAAGCAAAUGCUGAUCGCUCCCUUUUAAACACAACCGUUGGAAGCCUCCAGGCUGAAGUGCAGAAUCACGAGGCCAUGCUUGCGGAGGUUACUGCCCGCGCGACUGAAGCUGAAAAGCGGGCUAGCGAGGCUGCUGAGGCUAGAGAUAGCCUUACCUCUUCAUUCAAUCAGCUUGAGGCCGACCGUGAGUGGAUGCGAUGUCACGGUAUUGGUCAUAUUGUUAGGGCUAUCCUGGAUGCGCUUGAGACUGCAACUGGUAUAGACCUGAUUAAGCAGUGUGCCCAGGAUGCUGGCUUUAGAGCUGGUUACAACCGAUGCAUCAGUCAUAUGAACAUUCUGGCUCAAGGCGAAUACACCGAUGAACUGUCUGGUUUCCAUGGUGUGAAUACUGAAGCGCUUCUUAACGCGGCUUCUGCAUCAUUCUAUGACAUGUCUAUUUCUGCUCUUGAGAAGCUUGACGAAGGCUUGGAUGCGGAAGACUAUGUAGACCGUUUACAGAUGUUAUAUGCUGAUGCUAAAGAAUCGGAAGAGGAAGAGGCUGCUGGUGACGGCAAAGAUGGCGCGGGUACCAGCGGUACAAAGUAG